This is a messenger RNA of Scomber japonicus (chub mackerel), 2533 nucleotides long. RefSeq names its product poly(ADP-ribose) polymerase family member 9 (gene parp9). Gene Ontology annotation, molecular function: ubiquitin-like protein ligase binding; NAD+ poly-ADP-ribosyltransferase activity; transcription corepressor activity. Bases 179 to 2494 code for a protein of 771 amino acids. The transcript is spliced from 8 exons. The record is from RefSeq and is a predicted model, not a curated record. Gene Ontology annotation, biological process: positive regulation of type II interferon-mediated signaling pathway; negative regulation of gene expression. Gene Ontology annotation, cellular component: cytoplasm; nucleus. NCBI's taxonomy places the organism in Eukaryota, Metazoa, Chordata, Actinopteri, Scombriformes, Scombridae.
AGCCCACCGGACUCCAGCUAAAUGUACAAUAGAGGUCUCAUGAAAGGCAGUUAAACUUGGCAAACAUCCUACAGAGGCUGUUUGAAGAGGUCCGCACCCAAUCUCUCUCUCUUUUACUCUUUCACUUUCGCCUUUUUCUUCGGGACUUUCCAGUCGAAAGUAGGUCUGUUUAGGAGCCAUGACCAGCAAGUUAGAUUUUCCUCUCCAUGGACCUUCACUUAACAUCGUGAAACAAUGUGGACCCGGUCUGAGUGAUAUCAUUCAAAGCAAAUUUGGAUGUGUGGCCAUCUUUGAUGGCGUAGAUUUUGAAAGCAGGCAGACCACUGCACUGCAGCGAAGGCCAAUAAUUGCCCAACAGAAGAGGCUAGAAGUAACGCUUCCUAAAGGUGUUCAGUUGUCUGUGUGGAAGGCCGAUCUCACCAGCUUCAAGGCAGAUGCUGUUGUGAAUGCUGCCAAUACGCUUCUUAACCAUGGUGGUGGACUUGCUGAAGCGCUGUCCUCUGCUGGUGGUCCACAAAUCCAAAGAGACAGCGAUGACUACAUCAGCAGGAAGGGUGUGUUGAGCACAGGGGAUGCAAUUGUCUUAACUGCUGGUUCACUACCAUGCAAGAAUAUAAUACAUGCUGUAGGCCCACACAUAUCAAAAUUUGCCAACAGUUAUGAAGUUGACAGAGCUGAAUCGCUGUUGCAAAGAACCAUCAGGCACAUCCUUGACAGAGUUAAGGAACACCGUCUCCAGUCUGUUGCCAUUCCUGCCAUAAGCUCUGGACUGUUCAACUUCCCCCUGCCACGAUGUGCAGACACCAUAGUGAAAACUGUGAAACACUAUUAUGAAAACUCUUACUCUCAAGACCAUCGUCCGCAAGACAUCUUCCUUGUAAACAACGAUGACCCUUCCGUCCAAGAAAUGGAGAGAGCCUGCAGUCAGAUCAUCGGUCAGAUAAAUAAUAAGUCAUACAGCCAGGCAGUGGUAAGCCAAACCAGAGGAGCUGCUGCUGCAAGAUCAACACCCACUGUCCAGAUUGGGAAUGUCCGUCUGACCCUGAAGAAGGGUAAAAUUGAGGAACAGCAGACAGAUGUCAUCGUCAACACUAUAUCAUCAGACCGAAACUUGAGCUAUGGUACAAUCUCGAAAGCUUUACUGGAGAAAGCUGGUCAUGGAAUGCAAAAGGAGAUUUACAGUGUUAAGCAGACUGGUGGAUAUGUCUUCGUCACAUCACCCCACAACCUGCACUGUAAAGCAGUGUAUCACACUUGUUGCUCUCUUAAUAGUGCACAGACUCCGCAACAGAUUCUUUUCAGUUCAGUAUCUGAGUGCUUAUGGGUGGCAGCUGCACAUCAUUGCAAAUCAAUUGCCUUUCCUGCGAUUGGGACUGGAGGCCUUGGAUACAGUAAAAAAGAAGUUGCCAUGAUCAUGUCAAAUGCAGUGACUGACUUCGCUCAUAAGUCCACACACAGGAUGGAUGUUCAUUUUGUCAUAUUUCCUUCUGACAACGACACAUACAAGGAAUUUGAGGAACAAAUAAGAUUUCUUCAAAGCCAAUUCAAAGUGCCUGAUACCAGCGUUUCACAUGCUUCUGGGCAUGAAGGUGACUUCCGUGACAAGAGAGCUCCCGCUCCACACAUCACCCUGAAUGCCUCCUCUGAUGAGGCCAUAUGUGAAGCUGAUUGUUGGCUCCGUAACCUUCUCUACAAGCCCUGUGACUUCCUCAAGAUUUCCAACAACUUCAUCCAGUACUUUGGCGAGGAAGAACAUCUGCAGCUGGCCCGUCUAAAAAAAGGGGGUGUUUCCAUUAAGGAGUCUUUUGAGAAUGGUCAUUUCUCCAUAAUGGUAAAAGGGGUUUCAUCUGAGGAUGUUGUAGUCGCUGGGUUACAGGUGGAGGCCAUACUCUGCAAGGUCCAAAAGGACUUUGUUGCUGAGGAAGAGAGCACCUUGCGCCUCAUGUCAACUGGGAAUGUGUCCUAUAAAAGAAAGCCAGUUGACCCCAACAGGGCAAAGUUCUCAUCUUCCUUCAAAAAACAGGGGCCCCAGGUUGUGAAGAUUGAGGAAGUGGAGAACCUCAAACUGGCGACGCUUUUUGGGCUAAAAAAAACCCAGCUUGGCUGCUCCAGUACUCGAACAAUGUAUCAACGCAUACCUGCACACUUCUGUGAGAUGGUCAGCCAUAUUGGAUUCCACACAGAGUAUGCACCACCUGAUGACCCAGCAUAUGGAGAGGGCAUCUACUUUGCUGAUUCAUUGAAGACGGCCAUGAAAGUGUGGAAGAACGGAGGAGAAAAAGAGGAGUAUCUGUACUUUGUGGAGGCCGAGGUGCUGACAGGAAAAGAUACCAGUGGUAAACGAGGUCUUAUUCUGCCACCUCCUAAGGAAAAAGAUCCACUUAUUCGGUAUGACAGUGUUUAUGGAGGAAAUGAUAUCUCUGUCAUAUUUAGUGGUUAUCAAGCUCUGCCCAGGUACAUUAUCACCUGUCAGAGAAACGUGACAGAAGUUUAGCCACUGUCCUCUUUGGCACAAAUACCAAUAUUAAGAAUG